Molecule: messenger RNA, 1669 nt
Organism: Calidris pugnax (ruff)
Lineage: Eukaryota; Metazoa; Chordata; Aves; Charadriiformes; Scolopacidae
Product: translation initiation factor IF-2-like
Exons: 4
Coding region: 146-625 (159 amino acids)
Source: RefSeq, a predicted model, not a curated record
UUUGUGCCACAUUAGAUAACAUAAGGGGAUUAAUGAUUGAUUUCUUGACUUUGCUUGUAAAUUCUGAUCCCAAAGCUUAGUUUGCCAUUUUAAAUUUAAAUGAGGAUGAUGGCAAAAAAAGUAGUCGGUGAUUUGUGUUGCAUGCAUGCACUUUACUCUCUUUGUUGUAUUAAAUAAAUCCUUAAAAGGUGAUGAAGAAGAGACGGCUGAAGUCCCUGAAGCAGAGACAGCCACGGAAGAGGCUGCUGCAGCAGCUGCUGCUGGACCUGCAGCACAGGAUGAGAGUGCUGGGGUGUCCCCAGAAACUGGAGGGGAGACUGACUUACCGGCUCCAGAUGCAUCCCCUGCUGUGGAGGAAGCACAGCAGGAAGCUGCUGCUAAUUUGGAAGUUGCUGCUAAUUCAGAAGCUGCUGCAGUGCAAGAAACUGUGAGUGAAGUCUUGGAUGUUGCAGCUUCUCCCCACGAGGAAAGCUUAGACAGUGUCAAGGAAGGAGUAUCCUCAGAAGCUCAAGAGAUUUCCGAGACAUCCUCGAGGAGCCAGGACGUUGACGCUGAGGAGUCGGGACAACCUUCGGAAGUUUCUGUGGAGGAGAAGACACCUGAAGAAGUUGCUAAGGAAUCCUAAAGCAAGCAGUGCUGAAGCCUUUGAAAAGUUUAAUGGGAAUAUUCGUGGCAAUCAACCAGCUGACUCCUGUGUGAAAGAAACCUCAUACUCUUCCUUGGAGACCUAAAAGAAUUGUGCAGUUUGUCACACCGCACGCUGCUCCUUAGGACCAGUAUUCAUUGCUGCAACUGACAACCUAAUACCAUUUAAGUUGGUUAGAGAGACGCUUCUGUGAUUAACAUCUCUGCUUUAGGAAGUAGCAGCCAGUAAUAACUGUCAAAGCACGACCCGGCAUGUAAUAAAUAGACGUGCUGAGAGAAGCUGUAGACUUAACUGAAACCACGUCAAGUGAACUCAUCCUAGCUCUGCCUUGUCUCGUUAAUGUAUAUUGUUUUCUUACUUUCGGUCCAAACUGUGGCGCAUAAUUACAUGAUUGUAACAUUCCAUGCUAAAAUGUAAGCAAAAGGUUUUAACUAAGCUAAAAAACUUAUAAAAAUUACCUGAUAGUAUUUUUAAACUGGGUGACAGGGAAAAUAACAACCUUGUUUGCUCCCAAGUUUGGAUUUGCAAUUGUUAAGUGUAGGACAUUUGGCUGUACAAAUCUAAUUUCCCCCCUGCAUAAACAUUUUUGAUGCUACAAUAUGCAGGAAUAAACAUUUUUAAGCCUCCUGCUUUGAGAACAAAACCCAUUUGCAAGUAGUAGCGAUAGGUGCUUUACAGCAUGAAAAUCAAAAUAACACUGGUUAAGUUAUCGAUUGAAGUGUUGGUGCCUACUUUGCAGGUGCUAGGCCCCGUUCCUACCAAACCUUGUUCAGCUUCUUGUAGUCCUUCUGUGUUGUUCUGUCUCAGCAGGGACACGCAGCAGUGGCAUAACAGCAUGGAGCUUUGAGAGAAUACUCAUAGAAAUAAUGAACAAUUUAGGCUAUGGUGAAGUUUGCAGAUGGCCAGCAACAUGGCAGAUGGCCCGUGGAAGGCUAUACCACAGGUGUUCAAAUGGACAAGGAUUUUUAGGGAGUAAUAAAGAACAGAAUCACUAAAGAAUCUUCUGUUUUUAGUACUACCUUA